AUGCAGAUGUUACACCGGCCACUUACGCGCAUUGGACGGUGGACUGGUCAUCGUUGGGCCCUGAACGUGUCUGGUCUCAAGGAAAUACUGAGAGUAUCUGAGGAGGUAACCGAUGCCCUGGCUACGAACAAACCUGUAGUCGCCCUUGAAUCAACAAUAUAUACCCACGGAGCACUUGGAAACGACCUUGAACUUGAAGCUAUAGUUCGAAGAAAUGGGGGCGUACCUGCUGUCGUAGGUAUCUUGGGUGGUGUGCCCACCGUCGGACUCACUCCUGAUGAAGUCAACCGAAUGGUCGAGGGCUCCCCCAAAAAGGCAUCUAGGCGGGAUCUUGCCUUUUUAGUUGGGAGUGGUAUGGUCGGCCAAAAGGUUAAUGGAGGCACCACAAUUGCAGGAACCAUGGUUCUGGCAAGGUUGGCUGGCAUUCGAGUCUUUGGUACUGGGGGUCUCGGUGGAGUUCAUCGAGGUGGUCACAUCUCGUUUGAUAUCAGCGCUGAUCUGACAGAACUUGGACGGACAAGGAUGGCAGUAGUGUGCUCUGGUAGCAAAGGCUUCUUGGAUAUCCCCAGGACUCUGGAAUAUCUAGAAACCCAAGGAGUCCUGGUCUCAACCUUCGCUGAUGGGAGAACGGGAGAUAUCGAUCUUCCUGGAUUUUGGGCUAGAGAAAGCGGCAUUAAGAGCCCCUUUGUUGUUCAGGACGAGGAGCAUGCUGCAGCUAUCCUUUUGGCGCAGGAAAGGCUGAAAAUCGAAACCGGCCUCAUAAUGGCGAACCCGGUCCCAGUAGAGCACGAGAUACCCGGACGCGAGCUGAAUGCGAUCAUCGAGCAGGCCGUACGAGAAGCAGAUGAGCAAGGUGCUCAUGGCAAUGCAAACACGCCUUUUAUACUGAAAAGAAUCCGGGAACUCACAAACGGGAGAAGUGUGCCAGCAAAUAAGGCCCUGGUGCAGUCAAACGUAGAGCGAGCGGCAAAACUUGCUAGCGCGGUGUCUAGGCUUAUCUCUGAGGGCCCAUCAACACCAAACUCAUCGGUAUCGUCGCAAGCAGAUAUUCUCGUUGCUGGGUCUGUGGCAGUAGACCUAAGUUGCGACUAUACAUGUGGCAACGCGGUUGAGGAUCCAAUCCCACAACUCCAUACCUCAAAUCCCUCCAAUAUUACUCAAUCGAUAGGGGGCGUUGGGCGCAACGUAGCACUUGCAGCUCACCGAGUUAAUAAAAACAUGAAAGUACGGCUUUGCAGCAUGGUUGGGCGUGAUCUUGCCGGCUCGACCGUUCUGGCGUCACUAGAGUCAUGUGGCAUGGAUACGUCAAACAUCCAGGUAUUAAGCCAUGAUGAGCAUCAAGGCGCGCGUACUGCACAAUACGUAUCAGUCAAUGAUGCCAACAAGCACCUCGUACUUGCCAUGGCAGAUAUGGACAUCUUUACUAGCCAGUCCUUCUCUCCCUCUUGGGCCACCAUCAUCGAGACCUCCAAGCCAAAGUGGCUCGUCGUCGACGCCAACUGGAAAGAUCACGAUAUUCGGUCAUGGAUGCAAGCUGGUAAAACAAACAAUGCACAAGUUGCCUUUGAACCGGUGUCCAAGGCAAAAUCAGCGCGACUGUUCUGCACUGGAAGAAGUCUUGAGAGCUUGGGUGUCUUUCCUCACGCUACGGUUGAUCUCACUACGCCAAACCAAUACGAAUUGGCGGCAAUGCAUGCAGCUGCUCAGAAUAAUGAGUAUUUCGAGGACCCGCGGUGGUGGACGAUCAUUGAUGCGUUCAGCAUAAGAGGAGCUCGAGACCGCUUCGUCAAGCUAACCUCGGCGGGUAUGACGGACGCAGGUAUCCCACAACAAGCUAUCCAGUUACUACCCUUCAUCCCAACAAUCAUAACAAAGCUGGGAAGCGACGGCGCCCUUCUGACGGCUAUCCUGAAGAAAGAUGACCCGCGUCUUUACGAUGCGAAACAUGAACCUUUCAUCCUCUCGAGGUGCAUUAAUGACCACCCAGAUGUUGGGGGCGUCUACAUGAGAAUGUACCCAUCUGUCGAAUUAGUCACAGACGUCGCAUCUGUGAAUGGCAUUGGGGAUACCUUCAUGGGGACUCUUGUCGCAGGUUUAGCGCAGGGGGGCAGGAUUGAAAACCUGAUAAAUGUGGCACAGAAAGCUGCUGUGUUGACGCUACGCAGUCCUGAGUCUGUUAGUGAGAAUGUUGACGCCCAAGAUAAGAUCAUCAUUACAAACGACCGCCAGAUGAGGCCGACGAUCAUGCUACGCCCUGAUCUGUCAAUUGACAGCGAACCUAGCUCAGAAUCAGAUUACCAAGACCUCGAGUAUUCGACCGAAGAAGAAUCAGAAACGGAAACGCAGAAUCGUCAGCGGAAACGAGCGCCCCGCGAGAAGGAUUCCGACGAAGAAGAUCUCGAGCGAUUCGUUCUAGGAGAUGCUGCGAAUUUCCGCGCAAAUCUCUUCAAGGAUGAUUAUAAAGUGGAUGGAGAAGAUAGUGACACAGAUGCAUUGGGGAGAGUGUUAAACAACGAUGAGGCCACAGGCCUGGAAAACGCAGAGGACGCCGAUUUCUUCGCUUUCGAUAUAGACUUAGGUCCAAAAUCCGCCAGUGGCCAACAGCUAGUUGCAGCGCCAUCCGCCAAAGAUCGAAGCCAGCCUGACUCAAAAGAUGCGCCUGCUUGGGAAGAUAGCGAUGACGAGCGGCUCACCAUAUCCCUAGCCAAUGUCACCCAACUACGGAAACUUCGAGCGAGCGAGGCCGAAGAUGUCAUUAACGGAACCGAGUAUACCCUCCGGCUCCGACAGCAGUUUUUGCGGCUGAAUCCUCUUCCCGAAUGGGCAAGAAAAGCGGAAGAACCGCCAAAGAAGCGUCGCAGACGAUCAUCUGCUGCUACCGACUCAUCAUACGCAUCAGACGAGAAUAUGGAAAGUGAUGAUAUCAAUGCCGAUGCGCUGCCCUUGGAUAAACUUCUUCGCGAUUCUAGUACUCUGAACGGCAGCACGUCGACAAAGACGAAGAAGCUCCGGCCUGAAGUAAUCGAUAUCCAGAGAUCUCGUGACAUACCAGACACCCAUAAGGACGUCACGUCGCUAGCUUUCCACCCCAAAUACCCGGUUCUACUGUCCUCCAGCACAUCCUCAAUGCUGUUCUUACAUCAUAUCGCACCAACCGCAUACCCAACACCAAACCCGAUGUUGACGUCAACCAAGGUCAGCCUCGUUCCCGUUCGCCGGGCUCAGUUCACCUCAGACGGAAGCAAAAUCUUUAUGGCAGGUCGUCGAAGAUAUAUACACUCCUGGGAUAUUGAAAGCGGAGAGAUACAGAAGACGAACAAAAUACAGGGUCAUCAAGAAGAGCAGCGAACGUGGGAGCGUUUCCGGUUGAGCCCCUGUGGGCGAUAUCUCGGCUUGAUCGCCUCGACCAGAAAGGGGGGCGGUGUGAUUAAUAUCUUGAACGUCCACACUAUGCAGUGGAUUUCUGCCGCUAGAUUAGAUAGCCGUGGAGGUAUCAUCGACUUCUGCUGGUGGAGGACUGGAAAUGGUCUCACCAUUUUAGGAAAAGGAGGCCAAGUCGGAGAGUACAGUAUGGUGUCAAAGCGCUUCUUAGGCGUAUGGAACGAUGAGGGAUCAAAUACCACCAGCGCCAUCGCCCUUGGCGGCUCUCACGGCCCUGACUUGCUCGGCGAGGACCGAUGGGUAGCUAUAGGCGCUGCCUCGGGUGUGGUAAACAUCUACGACCGUCACACACUAAUCCUCCCGUCUAAAGAGGACGAAUUGUUAUUGAAACCCCGGCCGGGGCCAGUCCGGGCUCUCAUGAAUCUUAUUACGCCUGUCACAGUGCUCACGUUUAGUCCAGACGGGCAGUUGCUGGCUAUGGCUACACGACAUAAGAGGGAUGGUCUCAAGCUUGUCCAUCUACCUAGCUGUACUGUCUACAGGAACUGGCCCACAGAGCAAACGCCGCUGGGAAGGAUAGAAGCGGUCGCAUUCGGCGCAAAGAGCAACAUGUUGGCGGUCGGGAAUGACCAGGGGAAAAUUAGGUUAUGGGAAAUCAGGAGCUAG
Xylaria bambusicola is the source of this 4047-nucleotide messenger RNA. RefSeq names its product Indigoidine synthase A like protein-domain-containing protein. The record is from RefSeq and is a predicted model, not a curated record. The coding region runs from base 1 to 4047 and encodes 1348 amino acids. NCBI's taxonomy places the organism in Eukaryota, Fungi, Ascomycota, Sordariomycetes, Xylariales, Xylariaceae. Gene Ontology annotation, molecular function: pseudouridylate synthase activity; protein binding. The transcript is spliced from 8 exons.